Molecule: messenger RNA, 1843 nt
Organism: Camellia sinensis
Lineage: Eukaryota; Viridiplantae; Streptophyta; Magnoliopsida; Ericales; Theaceae
Product: DUF21 domain-containing protein At4g14240
Biological process (GO): intracellular manganese ion homeostasis; magnesium ion homeostasis
Cellular component (GO): cytoplasm
Source: RefSeq, a predicted model, not a curated record
AAAACCAGAGAGCUCGCACAGAGACGAUAGAGAGAGAGAGAGAUGCAGCUAGUGAAUGCGGUGGCGGUGGUGAGAAUGGCGGCGAGGGCGGCGGCGAUGGGGGCAGAGGAACCAGGACCGAUUGCGUUCGGAUCGGUGUGGUUCUUCAUAUACGCAGGGAUCUCGUGUGGACUCGUUCUUUUCGCCGGAAUCAUGUCCGGCCUCACCUUGGGCCUCAUGUCCCUCGGCCUCGUCGAGCUCGAGAUCCUCCAGCGCAGCGGCACUGCUUCCGAGAAGAGGCAAGCAGCUGUUAUCCUUCCGGUUGUUCAGAAGCAACACCAGCUUCUUGUAACUUUGCUCCUGUGUAAUGCAUGCGCUAUGGAGGCCCUUCCCUUAUACCUGGAUAAGCUGUUCAAUCAGUUUCUUGCUAUUUUGCUCUCUGUAACUUUUGUUCUUUUUUUUGGAGAGGUUAUUCCACAAGCAAUAUGCACCAGAUAUGGACUUGCUGUCGGUGCAAAUUUUGUUUGGCUUGUGCGAAUUUUGAUGAUAAUUUGCUAUCCAAUUGCUUAUCCUAUUGGAAAGAUUCUAGACUGUGUAUUGGGACAUAACGAUGCGCUAUUUAGACGGGCUCAGUUGAAAGCUCUUGUCUCCAUCCACAGCCAGGAGGCUGGUAAGGGCGGUGAACUCACGCAUGAUGAGACAACGAUUAUUAGUGGAGCACUAGAUUUAACUGAGAAGACUGCUGAGGAGGCUAUGACGCCCAUUGAGUCAACAUUUUCCUUGGAUGUGAACUCGAAAUUGGAUUGGGAAGCAAUGGGAAAAGUUCUUGCUCGAGGCCAUAGUCGAGUUCCUGUUUAUUCUGGAAAUCCAAAAAAUAUUAUUGGACUUUUACUGGUGAAGAGUCUUCUUACAGUACGACCGGAAACGGAGACCCCUGUCAGUGCUGUUUCCAUUCGAAGGAUUCCACGGGUUCUUGCUGAUAUGCCUCUAUAUGACAUAUUGAAUGAGUUUCAAAAGGGUGGCAGUCAUCUGGCAGCUGUGGUGAGGGCUAAAGGGAAAAAUAAAAUCUCCCCAUCAACUGUUAUUAAAGAAAAAGCUGAAGAGAACAAAGUUGCUACCAGGGACUCUCAAUUAACUACUCCUUUGCUAUCCAAGCAAGAUCAGAAGCCAGCAAGCGUUGUUGUUGACAUUGAGAAGGCUCCAAAGCCUCCCAUUGGAAAUAGGCAUACGACUUUUCACCAUAAUGAUGCAUCAACAAAUGGACUGCCUCAUAUGUCAGAAGAUAUUGAAGAUGGUGAGGUAAUUGGGAUCAUCACCUUGGAAGAUGUGUUUGAAGAACUUCUGCAGGAGGAGAUUGUAGACGAGACGGAUGAAUUUGUUGAUGUACACAAAAGGAUACGUGUGGCUGCAGCUGCGGCUGCUUCAUCAAUGGCACGUAUCCCAUCAAUUCGGAGGUUAACCGGCCAUAAGGGACCUGGAGGCCAAAAUAAGCAUGGACUAACCACCCCAAAGAAGUCUGCAGAGGAAAGAUAGAAAUGCAACGAGGGUUAUUGUUGAAUGGCACAGGACAAACAUGGUGGAAAGUGAUAGGAGAGGAAGCGACAUGGAGGCAACUCAUAGAUCAAAACCAUUGGAAUGUUGUUAUUUAUAAAAGAAGGGCAAGUUUUUUUAGAAGUACAAUAAUGGGGCUUGGUAGUGGUGGAUGUGACUAACUGAGACACCAGAAUCACAACAUCCCCUUUAAAGAAACAACAUAGGAGAGAGAGAAAGAGUUUUGAAGAAGAAAAUUGUUUGAGACCACUAAAACAAUGAGCUCUAAUAGCUCUAAAAACACUGUGCCCCUAAUUGAUUUGAUGUUUUGCUC